Messenger RNA from Phytophthora infestans T30-4, 2361 nucleotides. RefSeq lists its product as uncharacterized. The record is from RefSeq and is a predicted model, not a curated record. Gene Ontology annotation, molecular function: protein binding. Gene Ontology annotation, cellular component: cytoplasm; nucleus. Gene Ontology annotation, biological process: proteasome regulatory particle assembly. Bases 1 to 2361 code for a protein of 786 amino acids. NCBI's taxonomy places the organism in Eukaryota, Oomycota, Peronosporomycetes, Peronosporales, Peronosporaceae. The transcript is spliced from 4 exons.
AUGGGCAGCCGUCGCGUGGUUCCUCUGUCGGUGGACGCGUCUUCCUCUUCUCGCUCGCACCCUCCGCCUCCUAAGAGCCCUGCACAUCGUCCACCAACUGGUCAUGGCUCUCUCGACCUCGUACGACCUCCCACAGGAGGCUCUGUGGGCUAUCAGGGCUUUGAUCGCCUCAUGAUGAUGCGUCACGUCAACGCUGCAGCCCCCCAGCAAGUCCAAAGUGGCGGAGACGAAGCUUCGGCUGCUGUGAACCACCGUCAACGAAUGGCAGCCGAGCAACAGCGCCGUAUAGAGCUGUCUCUGAUGGCUAAAGAGGACUAUACAGGUACACCAGAAGGACAGGCGAGACUGCAGCGUCAAGACGAGAGAUCUCGUAUGCGAGAAGAGGAACUGCUAGUCAUCAGACUGGUGGAAGCAGAGAAAGAGGCUGCGAGGAAGUUGCAACGCGAGAGGGAGCUGGAAGAGGAGAAACGGAUAAAGGAGCAGUAUCUGGCCAAGAUCCGAGCGCAACGGGAGCAACAGGAGAUGGAAGCGAGAGAGAAAGAAGAGAAGAGAAAACGAGAAAUGGAGCGCAAGAUGAAAGCACUUAAGGACACAGCAGAUGCCAAAGCACGAGCGGAGUUCGCUGAGAAGCAACAUGCGCUCCAAGAGGAGGCCCGACUCGCUCGUGAGAAGCACCAGACGGAGCUUGAGAUCGUUCAAAUGCAGGUGGAAGACGUAAUGGGCCACGCCAUGCAGCAACAAGCUAUUGCGGAACGAGAACGACAGCGACAGAUCGCAGCGGAGCAGGAGGAAUGGCGUUUGUUCCAAGAACGCGAGCAAGAGACACAACGCGAGGCGACUCAGCUGCGACGAGCUGCUAUGGCGCAGCAGUACGAGCAGGACAAGCAGCGACGUAUUCAGAUUCAUAAAUUGCAAAAGGAGCGAGCAGCGCAGAUAGCUGAGCGUCAGGAGAUGCAAAAUAGACCUAUGGAUGACCGACCGAUUUGGAGCACUUCCACCGCCCAAGCGAAAGGUUUUGUACCGUUUGCGCAGGUGUUAAGCGUCACAGACCACUCGCCAGCGAUGCAAGCAACGUUAAAGAGUGGCGAUCUUUUGGUUGAUUUCGGAGGGAUUGUGAGUAGCACACCAAAGUGUUUAAUGGCCAUGGCAGAGUGUGUGCAGAAGAACGUGAACACUCGGAUUCCCGUCGUUCUUUUACGCUCUCUCGAGACUCCAGAAGAGCAUUUUGAGGAGAUUCAAGUGUCAUUAUGUCCUCGAAAGUGGGAAGGCAAAGGAUUACUCGGCUGUCAGCUCAGUCCUUUCAAGUGGCCUGAAAAUCCAAUCGAACCAGGUGCAAACGCUCUGGUUGUAUACGACAUUGUACCUGCAUCUGUUGCAGACCAGGCAGGUCUUCUGAAUGGCGAUAGUUUAUCCGGAUGUGAAGGUUUGGAAAAAUCUGUGAGUGAAGAUCAAUGUUAUCGAUCGCUUCGUAUUGAGUUACCGUCUUCUGACGGCUCUCUUGGAUUCUCUCUGACGUCAUUUGCCGAAUAUUACAAUUACUAUUCCAGCACUGUGGCUGCUGUAUCUGCAUGUGAAGAAUGUUACUACACGACGCUGACGACAGCCUUACACGCAGCAGCUCUCAGUGGGCACGUCAGUUGCUUGGAAGCUCUUUUAAACUCGCUCCAAAACGGAGAUGGAGGCGGAUAUUCCGCCAGCGAAUACUUAGAUUGGAGAGAUGAAGAUGGCCGAACGCCACUCUUCUACGCUUGUUAUACCGGACAGCUUGAGUGUGUGAAAUACCUGUUAAAUUUUGUCGUUAACGCUGGAGUCGACUUGUACGGAGAUACAGUACUUCAUGCUGCCACAACGAGUGGGCAUACGGCUGGAAUCGCGCUCUUACUGGAGAGUGGAUGUGUUAAAGUAGACGAUAGAAACCAUACGAGGCUGACUUGCGCUCACAUAGCGCCCAACGUCGACACACUGGCGUUUCUGGGCGAACAGUGUGAAGCUGACUUGUUGGCUACGGAUACUGAAGAAAGGAUGCCCCUGGCUUAUGCGUGUCUUCGUAAUGACGUUGAGAGUAUCCACUAUUUAUGCAGUAAGCACCCGGAUUUUGUGGAUUAUGCGGAUAUCCAUGGUAAUACGCCACUGCAUGUAGCAGCGUGGUUGGGGCUUCAAGAGGCGGUUGAAGAGCUUAUCACGUACUUACCGUCUAUCGCAUUAUAUAUCACGAACGAGGAUGGACAGAAUGCUGCAGAGCUGGCUCGCUCGAAUGGGAAGGAAGAUGUCGCUGCUCUCCUGGAUAAUGUCAUGGCUGCUGCAGAGACCCAAACGAACCGAAAUCUCGAGGUCUGGGCCGCCGCGCUAAAAGGUUCCUGA